UCGAUAACCAACCGUAGAGGGAAGUGUAGGUGUUCGCUCCAAUUCGAUCCGAUUUGAGUGGUUGUUACUGGAGAACGUAAAGCAAUCUUGGCAUUUAGUGGCCGUUAAAAUAUUUGUAAAACUGUCUUUGUUCUACGUAUUACAUUAUGAACAGUUUGUAGUGUAUUGUUUAUAACAAAUUAUCUCCUAAUAUCCAGUCAGUGACAAUUUGAAAUUGCUACCGUGAUUAUUGUUUUAUUACCAGACUGUUACGAAAAACUUCCUUCUGUUGACAUUAAAUAGAAAGUGUAGAUAAUUUAAGGAAUGGUACACUUGAUUUGAGUAUAUCAUUCAUUGGAUAGUGAAGCAGUCCGUCUUUGAGCUGCUUCGUGGUCGAGUCCGAUGGGGUCUUCUACUCCUCGGGUAUGUCGCCGACGGCAAUGAGACUGGACACAUGUCCGCCCCCGCAGUUGCAGCAUUGUGCUAAGAGCGUAGUCGUUGCCAACGGCGGCGUUUCCGGUCCCGAACUGGAACUUUUGGCCAAACUGGAGGAGGCCAAUCGGCUCUUCGAGUCCGACGCCAAGUCGCUCAAUUCUCUCAGCGGCUCGGCUUCGGCCUCGGGACACUCGAGGAAGAGCUCGGACACCUCCCAAAUAUCACUUAAUUCAGGGACUAGCUCGAUCCAGGAGAAGGGUGAAGAUGGGGGAGGCGAGGAGGACUUGUGGACCCUUUGGGGACACAUCGUGAACGACUGGGACGCGAGCUGGAAGAAAAAUAAUGUACAGAUUAGGGAAUUGGUGCGACGAGGGAUUCCCACUCACUUUAGGGGAAUCGUGUGGCAAUUGCUGUGCAAUGCCACCGAAGCCCCCGAGAAAAAACUUUAUGCGGAUUAUAUUAAGACGAAAUCUCCUUGCGAAAAAGUAAUAAGAAGAGACAUAGCUCGUACAUAUCCCGAACACGACUUUUUCAAAGAGAAAGACGGUCUCGGACAGGAAUCCUUAUUCAAUGUCAUGAAGGCUUAUUCUUUGCACGACAGAGAAGUCGGCUAUUGCCAAGGAUCAGGAUUUAUUGUUGGACUGCUGCUUAUGCAGAUGCCAGAAGAAGAAUCAUUUGCGGUCCUUGUGAAAAUAAUGGAAGAGUAUAGGAUGAGGGACAUGUUCAAGCCCACAAUGGCAGAAUUGGGGCUUUGUAUGUUCCAGUUGGAGCAUCUGGUUUCAGAACAGUUGCCAGAGCUAAGUCAGCACUUUCAUUCCCAAGGCUUUCACACUUCCAUGUAUGCCUCUAGCUGGUUUCUUACCCUCUUCACCACAGCUCUUACUCUGCCCCUUGCUUGCCGUAUUAUGGACGUAUUCCUGUCGGAAGGCAUGGAAGUGAUCUUUAAAGUAGCCCUUGCCAUGCUUACCUUGGGAAAAGAAGAACUUUUGUCACUGGACAUGGAAGGAAUGCUAAAGUUUUUCCAAAAGGAAUUGACGGCCAGAGCCGAGUCUGACCCCGAAGUCCUCAUGCAGACUGCUUAUAACAUGAAGUACAAUGCUAAGAAAAUGAAGAAGCUCGAAAAAGAAUAUCAAGCCAUUAAGACGAAAGAACAAGAAGAAAUGGCUGAGUUAAAGAGAUUAAGGACUGAAAACAAACAGUUGAAAAAUAGAUGCGAAAUGCUCGAAGAAGAAAGUAAGGCUUUGGCUGAUAGACUUGUUAAGGGUCAAGUUAGCAGGGCAGAAGAAGAAGAAACCACAUUUAUAGUCCAGAGGGAGCUAGAUGCCCUGCGACAUACUUAUCUUGAAACUACUCAUCAAUUGGCUUUGGCCAACGAAAAAAUACGAUCUCUGUCUCUCAUGAUGGAAGAAACGCAAACCUCUCGACAGUCUUCGAUAGAAGAGAUGUCAUUGAAGCAGGAGCAGUUGCAGCAACGUGAAGAGAUGAUCCAAUGUUUGCAAGAUGAAUUGGUAAAGGUAAGACUUAGGGAAGCAGAAAACGACGCUCUUAUUAGGGAACUCAGAAGUCGAAUACACGAACUCGAAGAAGACAAGAAAACCUUGAGAGAAACCACUCCUGAUAACAGUGUUGCUCAUCUUCAAGAGGAACUGAUUGCGGUCAAACUUCGCGAAGCUGAAGCCAAUUUAUCCUUGAAAGAUUUGAGACAACGUGUGGCAGAACUUAAUAAUCAGUGGCAACGACAUUUACAGGAGCAUAAGCAAGAUCCAGCCCCUUCAGGUGAAUCGUCACUCUUGAGUACCCCCAAAAAGAAAUUGUUUUGGGAAAGUCGAAACAACGAAAUUAAAAAAUUGGAAGAAGAACUUAUGACUACCAGGAUCCGGGAGAUGGAAACUCUUACAGAAGUGAAAGAAUUGCGACUUAAGGUAAUGGAAUUGGAAACUCAGGUUCAGGUUAGCACCAACCAGCUACGUAGACAAGAGGAUGGAAUCAAGAAACAAAAGGAAUUGUUGGAAAAGGCGGAGCAUAGAGAUAAGGAGGCAGCAGCUCGUCUUCUUGAAGAACAACGACGAUAUGCUGACCUGGAGAGCAAGAUGCAGGAAGAACUGAUGAACGCCAAAAUACGUGACGCCGAAAAAACCCAAGCUGUGGUAGAGUUAACACAAAAAAUUAGUCAGUUGGAACUUAAGAACGAAGAAAUUGCAACAGAAGGUGAACUGAGAAGUCACUCUGUUGAAUACAGUGAACGCGUUAGAGAACUUCAAGACAAGGUAGCUGAACUUCAAGCAGAGGUCAUAAGGUUGGAAUCGUUUAAGUCUCGGUGCGAGUGUACGGCGACACUUCGCCUGCCAACUCAGCGCACAUCGUCAAUGGACAGCAGCGAAGAGGACACGCGCAUCCGCGUCGAUGAUCCUUCGUUACGUUUUCAUCUUCCUGAAUCGCCUACGUUUCCGCCGUCAUCCAAUCUCCUUCCCCAGAGGCGAAGUAGCAGCACCAGUUCCGACGUUGUCGAUCCGAAUAUGAACAACGUCUUGAGCUCGAAAAACGACAACAACGUUAAUAAUACUCUACACGGUGCUGAAGUGUGACCCUUCUUCAUCACCACAUACUCCUUUUUCUCUUUACCCCCCCCCCUCCUCCUUCCUCUUUAGAUUACAGGCUAGUUGUCUUGUAGUUUAUUGUCUAUUAUAAUCGGUGAG
Molecule: messenger RNA, 3110 nt
Organism: Agrilus planipennis (emerald ash borer)
Lineage: Eukaryota; Metazoa; Arthropoda; Insecta; Coleoptera; Buprestidae
Gene: Evi5
Product: ecotropic viral integration site 5 ortholog
Exons: 13
Coding region: 405-2999 (864 amino acids)
Source: RefSeq, a predicted model, not a curated record